This is a messenger RNA of Aspergillus welwitschiae, 1005 nucleotides long. RefSeq names its product tyrosinase family protein. The transcript is spliced from 4 exons. Gene Ontology annotation, molecular function: oxidoreductase activity. The coding region runs from base 1 to 1005 and encodes 334 amino acids. The record is from RefSeq and is a predicted model, not a curated record. NCBI's taxonomy places the organism in Eukaryota, Fungi, Ascomycota, Eurotiomycetes, Eurotiales, Aspergillaceae.
AUGAUGCUUUCCGCCCUUUGGCUUUUGCCCGCCAUUAGGCUGGUUUCUACCAGCGCAACCCCAACCUCUGAUGCGGCGACUACCCUUGAUCCAGGGCUGUUUUCAGGGGGGUGUACGCCAGAGAAGAUGACCAUUCGAAAGGAAUGGCGGAAUAUGACCAAGGUCGAACAGCAAAGCUAUCUCCAGGGCGUGAACUGCUUGAUGGAUCUUCCUGCACAAACGGGGCUAGAGGCGACCACGAACCGCUUCAGCGAUCUACAGGCCUUGCACCGCGCCCUUACCAACACCCCAGUGGGUGACAUUAUCCAUAGUGUGGGCCAAUUCUUGCCCUGGCACCGGUAUUUCCUGCAUACUUAUGAGACAUUGCUGAAGGAGCAGUGUGGGUAUACCGGUCCAAUGGCAUGGUGGAAUGAGGCAUACGACACAGAUUCCGGGAACAUGUUCCGGUCGGAGAUGUGGGAUGCAGAUGCGUUUGGUGGCAAUGGCACGGAACCUGAUGGAUGUGUGACCGAUGGGGCCUUCGCAUACUAUACGGAACAUAUUGGUCCCCAGAAUCAAAACACGGUGUUCUGCAUGAACCGCAGCUGGGGAAAUUUCGAGGCGAUAAUGAAUACUACGGGUGCGGCAGUCGCCCACUGCAAUACAUUCGACUCCUAUGACGAAUAUUUUGCCUGCAUUGCCGCCACGCCUCACCGAGGAGGCCACUGGGCGGUUGGCGGAGUGAUGGAAGAUGUGAAGACCUCCCCAGGCGACCCGUUGUUCUAUCUGCACCAUGGCUAUAUCGACCGUCUGUGGUACCGGUGGCAGAUGCAUGAUCCCGCAAACCGCCUAUGGGACAUGGGUGGCCCUGCGAUCAAUGAGUCGGCCAAUGUUGAGCCUGCAUCAGGCUGGCCACAGACAACGCUCAAUUACACCCUGACCACAUUCAAUAUAAUGCCAGAUGUCACUGUGGCCGACGUGAUGAACCCGGUUGGAGGAUACCUCUGUUAUAACUAUGAAGCCUGA